AUGCUGUAUGCGCACACCGCCGGGCUCUUCCUGGACUGGUCCUGGUUGGCGCUGUGCUGCGCGCCACCCGCGCUGCUCCUGCUCCUGCUCACCGGAUGCCUCCUGGUCGAGUCUCCCCGGUGGUUGCUCUGCCACCACAGGCGACAGCGGGCCCUGGAAGCCUUGCUUAGCGUACGCACAGCUGGAUACGAGGCUGCGACGGAGGUCGAGUUCGAGGCGAUCGCCGCCAUCUUUCCCCACUACAACACGCCGCCUGUGCACUACAUGCUCGCCGUACUCGUGAUGGGUGCCCAGCAGUUAAGUGGUAUCAACUGCGUGUUGCUCUCCGCUACAAACCUGGCACCCAAGGAGGAAUCCAUGAACAGCCUCACCGCACUGGCACUCAUUCAGUCCCUGGUGGCGUCUCUCGUGGUGCCUUUCCUGGACUUGGCGGGUCGGCGCAAGUUGCUCAUCCUCUCCACUGUGGUGUGCUCUGGUAGCCUGGUCACGUUGGGCCUGGUCUACUACCCUUUCUCCCAUACAGUGAAUAGUGGCGGCAAAACAACAUCGCCGGAUGCCUCAGAAUCGGUGGUACCAGUCGCGACCGCUUCCACUUCACACGAGUCAAACGCGGUAACGUUUGCCAUACAGGCCUUUUUGGUUGCUGGCUACUCUGCCGGCCUAGGUCCAGUGCCAUGGAUCCUUGCUGUGGAGUUGACUCCGUUGCGUGGCUCUGGCAUGGAGUUGGGCAGCGUGUACGCCGCCAGCUGGGCUGCCUUCUUCGUGACAGCGAACUACUUCUCCACAUCGAGUACGAUGCAUUGGCUGGCAAUCACGCUGUGGGUGUACAGCUGUCUGACUCUCACCAGCGGUCUCUUGUUUCUGGCUCUCCUGCCAGAGACUGCGCAUGCGUCCAUCGAGGACGUGCUGCUCGUGGGCCAAGAAGUAAAGUACCACCACAAGGAUUCGAUACGACACACCGCAAAAACACAGGAGCAGGCCUCGAAGCAAGACGUGGAAGCCGUCCCUCGACCCGCACCGCAGCCGACCAACGCCGUCGCAGCACCACCGGGACAUUCGAUCAAAGCCGCACCGCCGAAGAGGCAGAAACGACCGUCAGUGGCCGCCAGCCGCUCGUCCGCCAUGUCCCGGUCGAGGUGUAGUGAAGCCUUCAGGCGGGCUCACGGCAUGGGCAACCCGAGAAGGCCGUUUUGGGGCGCUCGACUUCUGUGGCACCGAUGCACGAAGGACGAAAUCCCGGAUCCCGAGUUGGCUCAUAGGAAAACGUCGCUGCGGCCACAGUGA
Rhipicephalus sanguineus (brown dog tick) is the source of this 1284-nucleotide messenger RNA. Its product is annotated as solute carrier family 2, facilitated glucose transporter member 8-like. Bases 1 to 1284 code for a protein of 427 amino acids. The transcript has 5 exons. Gene Ontology annotation, molecular function: transmembrane transporter activity. Lineage: Eukaryota; Metazoa; Arthropoda; Arachnida; Ixodida; Ixodidae. Gene Ontology annotation, cellular component: membrane. The record is from RefSeq and is a predicted model, not a curated record. Gene Ontology annotation, biological process: transmembrane transport.